GACCUCUCCUAUCAGUUGGUCCAUUGCCUUUGAGUUUAUAAGACGGGUAUUAACAUGAGAAUUUAGUUGAUCAAUUAAAAUUUUAUUGACAAAUUAAAAAUGCAUAAGUUCUUACACGGUAUUGGCUCUAGGGGUAUUUUUAGCUGUAACGGAAAAUAUUCUAAAGUAAAAAGCGGAGUUUUCAAAAAGGAAGCACGAUGUGUUGCGACGCAUAUGACGUCAGAAAACUUGUUUCCCGAUCGUACAGAUUUCCCAAGUAGGCAUAUUGGACCUAGAGACCAAGAUGUUGUGACUAUGUUAGAUUUGCUUGGGUAUAAGAGUCUCGAUCAGCUGACCAAUGAUGCAGUUCCCAAGAAAAUCCAGCUCCAUGGUCUAAUGAAUAUAAAUGAACCAAUAAGCGAAUAUGAUCUUAUUGAAAGAGUGCGAAAAAUUGCGGAGAAAAAUCAAAUAUGGCGGUCUUAUAUCGGUAUGGGUUAUCACAACUGCUGCGUCCCUCAUACCAUAAUGAGGAACAUGUUUGAAAAUCCAGGAUGGACAACGCAGUACACGCCGUACCAGCCAGAAGUAUCCCAGGGCAGACUGGAGGGCCUGCUCAACUAUCAGACUAUGGUGAGCGAUCUCACCGGGCUCGACGUGGCCAACGCCUCCUUGCUGGAUGAAGGCACUGCUGCUGCCGAGGCUCUGUCCCUAUGCCAUAGGCACAACAAGAGAACAAAGUUCGUAAUCUCAGAGAGACUGCACCCUCAGACGCUUGCCGUGGUUCAGACGCGACUGGACGCUCUUGGUUUAGAGUUGAUAGUGUUGCCUGAUGUGAGGCAAGCCGACUUUGCUCAGAGGGACAUUUCCGCCGUCCUUCUGCAGUGCCCUGAUACCAGGGGAUUGGUGUAUGAUUACUCGUCUUUAGCCGAACAGGCGCAGGAGCAUGGGACGUUAGUGGUAGUAGCGACGGAUUUGCUCGCACUAGCGCUGCUGCGGCCGCCGGCAGAGUGCGGCGCGGCGCUGGCGGUGGGCACGUCGCAGCGCCUGGGCGUGCCGCUGGGCUACGGCGGCCCGCACGCCGGCUUCUUCGCCGCGCAGCACCCGCUCGUGCGGCUCAUGCCCGGCCGGAUGGUCGGCGUCACUAGGGACGCGACUGGACGAGACGCUUAUAGACUAGCUCUGCAAACCCGCGAGCAGCACAUCCGGCGCGACAAGGCGACGUCCAACAUCUGCACUGCGCAGGCGCUGCUGGCCAACAUGUCGGCCAUGUACGGCGUGUACCACGGGCCGCAGGGGCUGCGCGACAUCGCCGCCAGGGUGCACCACGCCGCGCUCGUGCUCGAACAUGGUAUCAGACAACGAGGACAUAAGCAAUCAAACGACGUAUUCUUCGACACCCUACACAUCAUGCCUCUAGCGGAGCACGAUGUAAACGCAAUAAAGUCGCGUGCGCAACAAAAGAAGAUCAACCUGAGAUACUUCGACGAUGGUGCGGUGGGCGUGGCCUUGGACGAGACCACUACCAUGCAAGAUGUCGACGAUCUGCUGUGGAUCUUUGAUUGCAAAGAUGUCAAAGAGGUUAUGAACGACGAGGGUGUAAGAGCUCGCAGUAUCCUGAAGGGAUCCUUCAGAAGAACCUCCCCCUACCUCACCCACCCCGUGUUCAACAUGCACCAUUCUGAGACUAGAAUAGUCAGGUACAUGAAACGAUUGGAGAAUAAAGAUAUUUCGCUGGUACACUCCAUGAUUCCUUUGGGUUCUUGUACUAUGAAACUGAACUCUACGACAGAGAUGAUGCCGUGCUCGUUCAAGCAUUUCACUGAAAUCCACCCGUUCGCACCUCUGGACCAGUGUCAAGGGUAUCACACGCUGUUCGAGGAGUUGGCCAAGGAUUUGUGCGCCAUCACCGGCUACGAUCGAGUGUCGUUCCAACCUAACAGUGGCGCUCAGGGCGAAUACGCGGGGUUGCGCACGAUCAAGCGCUACCACGAGUUCCGCGGGGACAGCGGGCGCAACAUCUGCCUGAUCCCGGUGAGCGCGCACGGCACCAACCCCGCGUCGGCGCACAUGGCCGGCAUGCGCGUGGCCGCUAUACACGUCACCGCCGCCGGCGACAUCGACAUGGCGCAUCUCAGGGACAAGGUGGAGGAGCACAGCGCGAACAUAGCGUGCCUGAUGCUGACGUACCCGAGCACGUUCGGCGUGUUCGAGGAGCGCGCGGCGGACGUGUGCGCGCUCGUGCACGCGCACGGCGGGCAGGUCUACCUCGACGGCGCCAACAUGAACGCGCAGGUGGGUCUAUGUCGCCCCGGAGACUACGGGAGCGAUGUAUCACAUCUGAACCUACACAAGACAUUCUGCAUUCCUCACGGAGGCGGGGGACCCGGAAUGGGACCGAUUGGAGUGAAAGCUCACUUGGCUCCAUUCUUGCCGUCCCACCCCGUGGUGGACCCGCUGGCGGACCUGGGCGACGCGGCGCACAGCUUCGGCUCCGUCAGCGCCGCGCCUUAUGGUUCCUCAGCCAUUCUGCCUAUUUCAUGGGCAUAUAUAAAGAUGAUGGGACCGAAAGGGCUGAAGCGCGCGACGCAAGUCGCAAUCCUGAAUGCAAACUACAUGUCUCGUCGGCUGGAGGGACACUACAAGACGCUGUACAAGGGCGAAAGAGGUUUGGUCGCACACGAGUUCAUUAUCGACGUCCGGGACUUGAAGAAAACUGCCAAUAUCGAGCCGGGAGAUAUCGCUAAGAGGCUCAUGGACUUUGGUUUCCACGCGCCGACCAUGUCGUGGCCGGUGGCGGGCACGCUGAUGAUCGAGCCCACGGAGUCUGAAGACUUGCAGGAGCUCGACAGAUUCUGUGAAGCGCUGAUCACCAUCAGGAAAGAGAUCAAAGACAUUGAAGACGGAGUCUUGGAUAAGCGAUUAAAUCCCCUCAAGAUGGCGCCACAUACACAAGAGGUGGUGAUAUCAGAAGACUGGAAUCGUCCUUACUCUAGGGAACAAGCUGCAUUCCCGGCUCCAUUUGUAAAAGGUGAAACGAAAAUCUGGCCUACAGUUGGACGUAUCGACGAUAUGUAUGGUGAUAAGCACCUUGUAUGUACUUGCCCACCUGUUAUUGACGAUUUUUAGUGUAUUAUAUGAUAAAUAACAUUUAUUAAUUUAAACACAUAAACCAGCAGUUGCAUAAUGUAUAUAUUUUUUAAUAUUGUCGUAUAAUAAAUAUUGUUCUCUAACAACACAA
Messenger RNA from Plodia interpunctella (Indianmeal moth), 3217 nucleotides. RefSeq lists its product as uncharacterized. The transcript has 18 exons. Gene Ontology annotation, cellular component: glycine cleavage complex; mitochondrion. NCBI's taxonomy places the organism in Eukaryota, Metazoa, Arthropoda, Insecta, Lepidoptera, Pyralidae. The record is from RefSeq and is a predicted model, not a curated record. Bases 100 to 3105 code for a protein of 1001 amino acids. Gene Ontology annotation, molecular function: glycine dehydrogenase (decarboxylating) activity; pyridoxal phosphate binding; glycine binding. Gene Ontology annotation, biological process: glycine decarboxylation via glycine cleavage system.